CUUUCGCUCGCUGCAGUCGCGCCAUAUUGCCGUUUGUACACGUUGAAGGGAAGUACAAUGUCGAUAUCACACACAUACCAAUAUGAAACCCUUGAAGAUCCUUCCCGGCAGAUACGUUUGCUCAAACUGGACACCACUCACGACAAUGGAUCUGUCCUCACAGGAAGCUUAUCCGUGUACAAGAUUCCUCCACGAGACGGAAGCCGUGUAGCCAGGCUCAGCAAACAUCUACAACUACCCGGCUACUUUGCCUUGUCAUAUGUAUGGGGCACGGGCCCUGAUCGGCAUCCAAGUCAUGAAAUUAUCCUCGAUAAUAGGCGAUUCCCCAUCACAGCGACCCUCUAUGCGGCCUUGCAUUCAUACCGCUCUUUUGUGCCCGCGUCUAUUCGAUUCUAGGUCGAUGCCAUUUGCAUCAAUCAGGCAGACGAUGACGAGAAAUCAGCACAGGUGCCUCUCAUGCGCGAUAUCUACCAUCUCGCAGUGUCUGUACUUGUCUGGCUUGGCGAUAAAACCGAUGAGAUUAAUCGCUUAGAGCUGUUCAUUAGUAACCUCGUAAACGAAGGUUAUGUAACAAAGGGAGACAAAUGGGGCCGUGAAGUGACGGGCAUCGAAACCAAAGCUCGAGACAGGGGUGAAAGGAAACAGCCUUUGGCAAAAUUCAUCCGCAAUGAAUCUGAGAGACUAUUACUAAAGGGGGCAUUCAAAGGUGGCAUGGGUCUGCUCAGAGGAAUGCAAAUUGGUCUCGACGUGGAGUACAAUUCACUGAGUGAUCAUUUGAAUGACCAGAGAGUCAGGGAAGAUGAAUAUCUUCAACGUAUGGAAGAAAUAAAGUCCUGGUCGCCAAACGAAAGACAACUCAAACUAGUCCAAGGUGAAGAUUUCCAAGCAAUGGCAACACUACUUGAUAAAGUCCUAUUCUCGGACACUCAAUACUUCGAUAGGAUGUGGACACUGCAAGAACUGUGUGUAGCCAAUCGUGGCCUGGUGGAGGUGCUAGAGGUGAAUCUUGAAGAUUUGCUUUUGGUAUUUUACUACCUUCAGCGAACCUUCAACAUCCGCCACCUUAGUUUUGAAAAGAUCACCACACUCUUUGAGAUCAAUUCAAAGUUCAACAAUGGACAACGACUACCGUUAAGAGUCCUUCUUGCAUUGUCCGCUGGUAGAAACUCGGAAAAUCCAAGGGAUAGGAUCUAUGGCCUCCAUGGACUCAUGAAGGAUGAGCAAAAUCCUUUGCUUAAGCCAGAUUACAUGAAGCCAGUCGCAGAGGUCUACGCCAACGUUGCACGUCAUAUAAUUUCCACAGGAGAAUCCCUGGACGUGAUAUGUGGCCAUCAGCUACUUGGUAGACUUUCUGAACUGCCAUCUUGGGUUCCUGAUUUUCGUCAUUUCGGCUUGGAGGCAAGCAGCUUGGUGAACGCAAAUGGCGAGAACAUCAUCUACCGCGCCUCGGAAUCUGAGAAGCAUGCGCUACCAGAGCAUCCCUUCCACGUUACACGGGAGUGGCAAACUCUAAUCGUUACUGGAAUCUUUCUGGGCAAUGUUUCUGUAUUGUCAGAUAUCUUGGUGCCAGGUCAGGACCUCCAGACAGAAACUUUUGCUCUGCGUGAGAGACUAUGGUCGGCCAAGUUCAUUCAGAGUCAAGAAUGGGCACCAGAAGAAGCUCAAACGGUUGGUAACGUCUCAGAUCUCGUGGCAAUAUACGCCGAGUUCUAUCAAAACUCAAAUCGAGCCACUUUUUGGGCUCGUAACCCGGACAAAUUAGGUCGACUUCGAGCUAUGAUCGGCAAUGCGAACGACCAAAGAGAUGGUACGCUUGGUCUAAACUACAAAUAUUUUCUUACACUUCUUUGUGGUCGAAUAGCCAAAGAAACUCGUUGCAGUGAGGAGGAGCUUUCGGAACACUUUGCACGCUCGUGUAUCCCAGAUCAGGAAGGUAUCGAGACGCUCGAAAGAUUGUGUAAGGCUUUGGAUGCUGGAACACAAGGUCGCCGCCUCAUCAUGUCCGAGAGGAAGCAGAUGGGCGCGGCUACAGAGCAAACGCAAGAGAAUGACAUGAUUUAUGUCCUGAUGGGGUGUAGUGUAUCAGUUAUUCUGCGCAAGACAGCACGACCUAACGAGUUUCAAUUUAUUGGGGAGUGCUAUUGGCAUGGUUUCAUGGACGGCGAAGCUUUAGCGAUGAGAGAUGGGGACAAGGUAACGGCGCAUGAGUUCAACUUGGUGUGAUAGUUCGGUAAUGAUUUCGUCGAGUAAGUUUGGCCCUUGCAGUCUCUGCGUACUCCUUCAUUUCCGAGUCAGUCAAUCAGAAAGUGAAAUUUGCC
Hyaloscypha bicolor E is the source of this 2318-nucleotide messenger RNA. RefSeq lists its product as uncharacterized. Bases 457 to 2223 code for a protein of 588 amino acids. NCBI's taxonomy places the organism in Eukaryota, Fungi, Ascomycota, Leotiomycetes, Helotiales, Hyaloscyphaceae. The record is from RefSeq and is a predicted model, not a curated record. The transcript has a single exon.